AUGUAUUGUAUUUAAGUAAUCGAUGAAUGUGAAACAGAAGUCCUCAUAAAAAUAAAAACUGAAUUGUUUAAUAAGCUUGUAGAAACGAUUUAAUCUCAAAAGGCUGCUAAUGAUACAAUUAUAUCUCAUGAUUUUUCAAGAAAAAUAUCACCAUUCUUUAUGAAUCAAUUCCUUAAGUGGUCUAAGGAUAAAAAUGAUGAUAAUCUAAUCAUUGUGACUCAUACUUUAUAGAAAUUGAAAGAUUCCAAAAGCUCAAAACAGAAGAGGUUUGAGUUAGGAGAUCUUAAAUUAAUUUUUCAUUAAAGACUAUCAAAAAAUAAAAACUAUUAGUUAAUUCGAAAAGCAUGGGAAGAUUUUCUAAAUUCUAAAGAAAUUAUCAAUUACAUUUAAAAUAACAAAAAAAUCAAAAACUAAACAAAAUAAUAUUUAGAUGCAAUUAAUUUGUUAAAAAAUGAGCUUAAAAAACCAUUGCCAUAUUCUAACCUAUUAUCAAAAUAUAAUAAAAAUAAUGUUAUAGAAAAAAAAACAACAUUUGAAGAACAAAUAUACGAAGAAGAUUUUAUUUAGGAAGAUGAUUAAUAUUCUACUUUUAAUUACUUAUCCUGA
Messenger RNA from Paramecium pentaurelia, 606 nucleotides. The record is from the annotation of a GenBank genome assembly. NCBI's taxonomy places the organism in Eukaryota, Ciliophora, Oligohymenophorea, Peniculida, Parameciidae.